This is a messenger RNA of Psammomys obesus (fat sand rat), 525 nucleotides long. RefSeq names its product retinoblastoma-associated protein-like. The annotation marks the transcript as partial. Gene Ontology annotation, biological process: neuron projection development; regulation of transcription by RNA polymerase II; cell differentiation. Gene Ontology annotation, cellular component: chromatin; Rb-E2F complex. Gene Ontology annotation, molecular function: RNA polymerase II transcription regulatory region sequence-specific DNA binding. The record is from RefSeq and is a predicted model, not a curated record. The transcript is spliced from 4 exons. NCBI's taxonomy places the organism in Eukaryota, Metazoa, Chordata, Mammalia, Rodentia, Muridae.
CUCCCUCGCCCGCUCGCGCCGGCCCGCGCAGCGCGUCAUGCCGCCCAAAGCCCCGCGCAGAGCCGCGCCGGCCGCCGCCGAGCCCCCGCCGCCGCCGCCGCCGCCGCCUCGGGACGACGACCCCGAGCAGGACAGCAGCCCCGAAGAGCUGCCCCUGGCCAGGCUUGAGUUUGAAGAAAUUGAAGAACCUGAAUUUACUGCAUUAUGCCAGAAGUUAAAGAUAUCCGAUCAUGUCAGAGAAAGAGCUUGGUUAACUUGGGAGAAAAUUUCAUCUGUGGAUGGAAUCCUGGAUGGAUAUAUUCAGAAGAAGAAGGAACUCUGGGGCCUCUGCAUCUUCGUUGCAGCAGUCGACCUGGAUGAGAUGCCGUUCACUUUUACUGAGCUACAGAAAACCAUAGAAACCAGUGUCUAUAAAUUCUUUGACUUACUAAAAGAAAUUGAUACCAGUACCAAAGUUGAUAAUGCCGUGUCAAGAUUAUUGAAGAAGUAUAAUGUGUUAUGUGCGCUCUACAGCAAAUUAGAACG